UGAUCACUGACUAACAGUGACUUCCUCUUUAGAAGAAUAUAAGAUGCUUCUCGUGUGUUAAUCGUGAUUUUAGCUGCGAUCAAGAGUCGUGAAGAUGUCGUGCGGUGGACUCUCUGAGGUUUUCAAAGCAGACGGAGUAACCCAGUUGAUCUGUGACGCUAUGAAGUCCAAGGCUGAAGUAAAGGCAGGGAAGAACUACGUCGUGUUCACAGCCAAGUCGUACAAGACGCAGCUUGUGGCCGGGACCAACUACUUCAUUAAGGUCCAUGUGGGAGGAGAAGAAUAUGUUCAUCUCCGCGUUUACAGCCAACUGCCAUGGGAUGGAGAAACCCUUCAGCUGAAUAAGAUGCAGCAAAACAAACGCGGCGACGACCCCAUUGUGCCUUUCUAAAGGGACCACAAACCAAACAAAGCAUCAUAUCAGUGCCUACAGGCUGUUCAAUCAACUAAUCUCACAUUACCUCGGCUCUGUAUUAAACAAUGUUACCCAACAUCUAAUUGUAUACUAUCUUAGUAUUGUAGUUCAUGAUGUUAGGAGAAUGUCAACAAAUUUUUGUUUGCCGUGAAUUAAUUAAAGAAAAUUGAAUAAA
Molecule: messenger RNA, 590 nt
Organism: Hippoglossus stenolepis (Pacific halibut)
Lineage: Eukaryota; Metazoa; Chordata; Actinopteri; Pleuronectiformes; Pleuronectidae
Product: cystatin-B-like
Exons: 3
Coding region: 95-391 (98 amino acids)
Cellular component (GO): cytosol
Molecular function (GO): cysteine-type endopeptidase inhibitor activity
Source: RefSeq, a predicted model, not a curated record